Cordyceps fumosorosea ARSEF 2679 is the source of this 3381-nucleotide messenger RNA. Its product is annotated as 3-hydroxyacid dehydrogenase/reductase. The transcript has 3 exons. The record is from RefSeq and is a predicted model, not a curated record. NCBI's taxonomy places the organism in Eukaryota, Fungi, Ascomycota, Sordariomycetes, Hypocreales, Cordycipitaceae. Gene Ontology annotation, molecular function: NADP binding; NAD binding; oxidoreductase activity. The coding region runs from base 1 to 3381 and encodes 1126 amino acids.
AUGGCUGGUGCUAAUACCACUGUCGUCGCCGUCGUAGCAAAUCCCAGCACCGACAUUACCUGGUACAGUGAUGCGCUGCAAAAUUCAGCUGUCACAGUUCAGUACCAUUCAGCUGCUUCCUUUACGCCCUACGCUGCCUCCAAGACCGAGUUGCACGAUACGUUGUCAUGUACGAGCACGACCCUGCUUGCUGCCCUGCCUGCCACCGCUGGGUAUAAGCUGACCAGGCUCUAUCUAGGCCUCCCUCACGACUCUCUAAUUCUCGUGGCCGAACCCGUCCCGGACACUCUCUACGAAUCCCUGGAGACUGCCUUGACGGACUGCGGUCGAGGCGACUUGCAGCUGAUAGCCGCCUCGGUGUCUCAGAGCGACGUCUUUGUGGCUGGACCAAGCCAUGCAAUCGAGUCCCGAUUGGCACUCCUGCAGGGUCCAGGCGCACCCGUUCAUCCAGUGUCCUCGAGCUUCGGCUCUUCCGCCGCCAAACUCCGGCUCGUUCACGACCACCUGUUGGGCGUGCAUGCCGUCGCCGCGACAGAGGCCAUGAGUCUCGCUGCCAGGGCCGGCCUGAACACCAACCAAGUCUACGACAUCAUCGUCAACGCCGCCGGUAACUCUGCAGCAUUCGAAACACGAGCCAGGAAGAUCCUCGACGCCGACUCGACUCCGCACUGUACCUUGGGCCAUACAAGGGACAAGCUGGCAAGUUUCCCCUCUCUGCCCCCUGCUACCGAUGUGGUAGUCAGAGCCCGAGACCUACGUUUCCCCUUACCACUCGCCUCAGCCGCUGAGCAGCUGUUCGUCAUGGCGUCCUCCCUGGGCUACGGUGCGCUGGAUGACUCCGCGGUGGUGCGCGCCUAUCUGCCUCACGGCGGCGGCGACGUCAUCAAGGAGGCGACCAGGCGGCCGGCGUGUGCGAACGAGCUCACGCCGACCAGCAGCCCCGGCGAGAUCGCCUCGGUCGGCAUGGUCGGCCUCGGCGCCAUGGGCCAGGGCAUGGCCGCGUCGCUGCUACGCGCUGGCUUUACUGUGAGUGGCUUCGAUAUGAAUACCGAAGCCGUCAGCAAGUUCGUGUCCAACAGCGCAGGGGCGCGAGGAGCCUCUUCGGCGGCCGACGCCAUGAGCGGCGCGGCCGUGGUCAUCCUCAUGGUCCAGAACGCGGCGCAAGCUGACGACAUCUUGUUCGGCUCGGGCAACGGAGCCGACGCCCUGUCUGACCAGACCGUCGUGGUCCUGAGCUCGACGGUCCCGCCGUCUUUCGUGAGAGAAUUAGCAGCCAAGCUGCAAAACCUGGGCCGGGGGCUAUCUCUGCUGGAUGCUCCCGUAAGCGGAGGCGUCGCACGUGCCACGAAUGGCACACUCGCUAUCAUUUGCUCAGGCGAGGACUCAUCCCUAGCCAGGAGCAGGGCUGUCCUGCUGGCCAUGGCCGGCCCGGCCACGAACCUGCACGCGGUGCAAGGGGGCGUCGGCGCGGCCUCUUCCGUGAAGCUCGUCAACCAGCUGCUCGCAGGCGUGCACAUCGCAGCCGCGGCCGAGGCCAUGGCUCUCGCGGCGCGCCUGGGGCUGCCCACCAGAGCCGCGUUCGAGAUCCUCGUCCAGACGGGCGCGUGGAGCUGGAUGCUUGCGAACCGGACGGGUCAGAUGCUCGAAGCCGACUGGACGCCGCACUCGGCGCUGGCCAUCUUCGUCAAGGACCUGGGCAUCGUCCUCGACGAGGCCCGGCGCCUCGGCUGCUACGUGCCCAUCGCCGCGGCCGCGCACACGCUCUACGUCAGCGGCGCGGCGCACGGCUGGGACGGGGAUGCCGACGCCGGCGUCGUGCGACUCUGGGAGGAGCUGAGUGGCGUUUCCGUCUCUGACAGCGCCCAGAAGCAGCAGCAGGCUGAGACGGUGCAUAGUCAACAACGACAACAACCAUCAGACAGAAUGAACCCGCCACGUCUGCCGGCAGCUGAAACGCUGCGGGCCCUGCCGCCCGAGUAUGACGCCGACGACGUGCUCAGCUCCAUCCGACGCGUGGUGAACGGCGGAGGGGUGCCGACGCUAGUAAUCCUCGACGACGAUCCGACCGGCACGCAGACGUGCCACGACAUCAACGUCCUCGCCGUCUGGGACUCCGAUACGUUGGCGCGCGAGUUCCGCGACAGCCCCGCCGGCUUCUUCAUCCUGACCAACUCGCGCGCACUGCCGUCCGCCGAGGCGCGCCGGCUCAUCCACGAGAUCUGCGAGGGCGUCCGAGCCGCCGCCGCCGCCGCCGGCAAGCCGUUCGAGAUCGUCCUCCGGGGCGACUCCACGCUCCGCGGACACCUGCCGGACGAGCCGGAGGCGGUGGAGGCGGCGCUGGGCCGGUUCGACGGCUGGGUGCUCGCGCCCUUCUUCUCGCAGGGCGGCCGCCUGACCGUCGAUGACGUGCACUACGUGCGGGAGGGCGACGAGCUCGUACCGGUGAGCCGCACGCCGUUCGCGCAGGACGCCACGUUCGGGUACCGCAGCUCGAACCUGCGCGAGUACGUGCUCGAGAAGUGCGGCUCCAGGUUCGACGACGGGUCGUUCGUGUCCGUCACGCUCAACGACAUCCGCCUCGGCGGCCCGUCCGCGGUGGCGAGAAAGCUUCUCUCGGUGGCGAGCAGCCCGGACCUGGUCGUCAUAGUCAACGCUGUCGUUGACGCCGACAUGCACGUCUUCGUGGCCGGGCUGCUCGAAGCCGAGCGGCACGGCCGGCGCUACCUGUUCCGAACGGGCGCCGCCUUUGUAUCCUCCAGGCUCGGCAUCUCGGCGAUCCCCCCGCUGACGCCGAAGGACCUGGGCGUUGCCCACCACCCAUCUGCAGCGCCGCGCCGCGGCGGGCUCAUCCUGGCCGGCUCGUACGUCCCCAAGACGACCGCGCAGCUGCGUCGGCUCCGCGAGCGCCGGGGCCCCGCGCUCCUGCACGUCAUCGAGCUCCCCGUUCCGCAGCUCAUCGGCCCCGACACCUCUGCCGCGGACGCUCUCGUCGCCGCCGCGGCGCGCGAGGCAUCGGCGACGGUGGUCGCCGGCAAGGACGUGCUGGUGAUGACGUCGCGGACGCUCAUCCGGGGCGAGGAUGCGCUCGACUCGCUACAGGUGGGCGCGCGGGUGGCGGCGGCGCUGGUGGCGCUGCUGCGCGGCGUGGAGGCGCGCCCUCGGUACGUCGUGGCCAAGGGCGGCAUCACAGCGUCGGACGCGGCGACCAACGCGCUGGGGAUGCGCCGCGCUCGCGUUCGGGGCCAGGCCGCGUCGGGCGUGCCGCUCUGGGUCUGCGACGAGGAGACGAGCAGGCACCGCGGCGUGCCGUAUGUGGUGUUUCCGGGCAACGUGGGCGAUGAGGACGCUCUGGCGGACGUUGUGGAGGCGUGGGCUGUUUGA